ACUUUACAAUCACUCCUAGUGAUUGAGAUUUUUGUUAUCACCGUUCAAUUAAUAUUAAUUUAAGUGAUUUUCGGUAAAGUAUUAUUAAUUUAAGUAGAUUUACUAUUAUGUUUCAUGGAUACAACUGACUCUAAGGUUGACACUGGUCCAAUCUAUCUUAUAAGAUAAGAUUUCUGGUAUUUUAGUUUGUUUUUUUUUGGUUUGUGACAAUCGAAUAGUGCUUCAUCUCUUAAUUGUCAUUGAUUUUCUCAACAAUUUACUAACUUAUUAACCUGCAUUUUGGUCUAUUAUCGAUCUGAUUCAAGGAAUAAGCUGUUUAAUCAUAUUUGCUUCUCAUCAGGAAAUCAUAGCGAAUUACAAUGAAAUUAAAUGAUUAUUGUCCAUUGGUGAUAUGUUUUUUUAGCCUAUUUCUCAUUGCAAAUGGAGAUCAGUCUACUGGUUCAAUUUUUCCACAAGAUCUUUUAGUCUUUACCGUUGCCACAAAACCAACCGAUGGAUUCCUUCGUCUCAAUCGAUCUUUAAAUCUUUUCGAUCAUCGGUUUGAAGUUCUUGGCUUAAAUGAACCUUGGGUUGGAGGAGAUGUUGCCAGCACAACCGGUGGUGGACAAAAAGUUAACUUGCUCAAAAAAGCUUUAGAAAAAUAUUCAAAGGAACAAAAUUUGAUAAUCUUAUUUGUAGAUAGCUAUGAUGUUAUCAUUAAUGCUAAACGAGAAGAAAUAUUGGAUCGAUUCAAUACACUAGGAGCUAAAGUUGUUUUCUCAGCCGAAGAUUUCUGUUGGCCCGAUCCUUCACUUGCCAAAGAUUACCCAGACAAAGAUAGAGACAAUGUUGGGCAUCGUUAUUUGAACUCUGGGGGCUUCAUUGGAUGGGCUCCUCAAGUUUACGAGAUUGUCUCCAGUUCCGCAAUAAAAGAUACUGACGAUGAUCAACUAUUUUACACAAAAAUUUACCUGAAUAAUGAGCUUAGGACUAAAUGGUCCAUCAAGUUGGAUCAUAAGGCCGUGAUAUUCCAAAAUCUUCAAGGCGCUGUAGGUGAUGUUCAGUUACGGUUCAAUGAAGAUGGCUGGGCUUCCGUGCAUAAUGCAGCAUUUCAAACUGAGCCUGUUGUAAUUCAUGGUAACGGGUUAAGCAAAGUUGUGCUUAAUUCAUUAGGAAAUUAUAUUGCCAAAGCAUGGUCUACUAAGCAUGGUUGCGCCUCUUGUCAAGAUAAUCGUAUAAGUUUGGACGGCUUAAAGCCUGAUGACCUUCCAUCCGUAUUAAUCGGCAUCUUUAUUAUUCAUCCAACCCCAUUCAUCGAGAGUUUCUUUGCCAGGAUUGUUCAAUUAAGCUAUCCUAAAGAAAAGAUUAGUUUGAUAAUUUAUAAUAAAUCUGCUUACCAUGAUAAACAUGUUGCUGAUUUUGUCAAGCACAAUACAAGCGUCUAUCGAAAUGUCUAUGUAUUACCAGAAAGCGUUGACAAGGAUUGGCAAGCUAGAAACUUAGCAUUGGAAGAAUGUGUCAAAAUUAACUGUGAUUAUUAUUUCUCAAUCGACUCAGAUGCACGUCUCAAUAAUACCAAGACUCUGAUAUCUUUAAUUGAGCAAAACAGGCGCAUUAUUGCACCACUGCUCGUCCGUCCUGGUAAACUUUGGUCCAAUUUUUGGGGAGCAUUGUCCUCUGAUGGUUUCUAUUCACGAUCACAUGAUUAUAUUGAAAUUAUCAAGAAUGAGAAAAGAGGCAUUUGGAAUGUACCACACAUAACCGAUUGUUACCUGAUCAAUGGAACCGUAUUGAAGGAAGGUUUAGCUGGAUUAACUGAAUCUGAAUCAGAUGAAGCCAAUAUGGUUGAUGCACCGAUAAACAAGAAAGGAGACACUCCAGAUGAGGUCGGAACAAAGAAAAUUGGAGAAAAGGUCAAAAGUUAUUAUCCAUCUUAUAGGAAUGAUAAAGAUCCUUCCAUGGAUACAGACAUGGCUUUCUCUGCCAGCCUUCGGUCACAAGGAAUUUUCAUUUACGUCUCCAAUAUAGAGGAUUACGGUCAUCUGGUUAAUUCUGAACCUUUUGAAACCAGCCAUUUGCAUAAUGAUUUAUACGAAAUUUACAACAACCAAUAUGAAUGGGCUGAAAAAUAUAUUCAUCCAAAUUAUUCUGCAGUUUUGAAGGAAGACCAUAUAAUUGAACAACCCUGUCCUGAUGUUUACUGGUUUCCAAUUGUCACUCCAACCUUCUGUAAACAUUUGAUUGAAGAGAUGGAAAAUUAUGGCCAAUGGUCAGAUGGAUCAAAUUAUGAUCCAAGGCUUAACGGUGGAUAUGAAAGUGUACCAACGGUUGAUAUCCACACUAAUCAAGUUGGACUCGAGCAACAAUGGCUUUACUUUCUCCGUGAAUAUGUAAGACCAGUCCAGGAGAAAGUAUUUAUUGGCUACUUCCACGAUCCACCCAAAGCAACCAUGAACUUCAUUGUACGAUACAAACCAACUGAACAAGCUUUCCUCAAACCUCACCAUGAUACAUCAACUUAUACCAUUAACAUUGCUCUCAAUCGUGUUGGUAUUGAUUAUGAGGGAGGUGGAUGUCGAUUUGUCCGGUACAAUUGUAGUGUUGUCAGUUUGAGGCAAGGCUGGACUUUGAUGCAUCCCGGUAAACUGACGCACUACCAUGAAGGACUUACAGUUACAAGUGGAACUCGUUAUAUCAUGGUCUCUUUCGUGGACCCUUAAUCAUUAAAAUUUAUAACAAAUGUUUGAUGGAAAGAGAUUUUUAAUCAAUGUUGAAUUGUGGAUUCCUAAAAGACAAUAAUCACCUCUUUGCUUUGGAUAUA
Molecule: messenger RNA, 2800 nt
Organism: Tetranychus urticae (two-spotted spider mite)
Lineage: Eukaryota; Metazoa; Arthropoda; Arachnida; Trombidiformes; Tetranychidae
Gene: Plod
Product: procollagen lysyl hydroxylase
Biological process (GO): peptidyl-lysine hydroxylation
Cellular component (GO): endoplasmic reticulum
Molecular function (GO): iron ion binding; L-ascorbic acid binding; procollagen-lysine 5-dioxygenase activity
Source: RefSeq, a predicted model, not a curated record